AUGGGAAUCAGUUCAAUUCUCUUCUGUGUUCAUCCGAAUGCUCCAGUUAUUUGGGAAUCGACCCAGGACUUGUAUACACUUUGCCAGCGGAUAGCCUUCAUUGAUCCAUUGGUGUCUUCAAUCGUUUACAGUCGUGUUGUCACUCACGAAAUACAUCUCUUCACUGCCUUCAAACCCAUGCUUUGUUCACGAGCCGGCAGUGUUGAUGAAAUCUGCACAGAAUAUCUAAGUCACGUUGUGGAUUGUAUUCUUGAUGGCGAGAUGGUCGCUUUUAAUGGCUUCACUGGCCGAUUCGUCACAAAAGCCAUGGGUUUUGAUGUCAAGCGUCUUGGUGUUAACAGUACAAGUACUAUUGGAGCGACUGACGCCCUGCCGUGCUUUAUUGCCUUUGAUGUUCUUUACUUGAAUGGGAGAGAUAUUGUUAUGCGCUACUUCGAAACUUGUUUGGAGAAUGGCGCAGAAGGGUUAGUAGCAAAGGCGACUUCAGCCAUCUACGUACCAAACGGACGCGCGCAUUCUGGCUGGUGGAAAUUAAAGCCUGGUUAUGUGCUUGGCCUCUGUACUGAUCUUGAUUGUCUUGUCGUUGGUGCUUACUUGGGUCCCUCAAACUCACCUCAUAGAAUAUUUUCCUCUUUCCUCUGCGCUGUUUUUAACGACGAUGAGAGAGGUGGUGAUGAGGUGAGAACAGAGCUGGGCAAUGUUUUGACGCCUCUUCCAUCAUUUCUAACCUUUUGCCGGGUCCACGCUGCAGAAAUAAUGCCGAGUUCCUCAUACGCGGCAGGUUUUACUCUUCGAUUUCCACGUGUUACUACUGUUCGAGAAGAUAAAAAUUGGCAAGACGUUAUUACUAUAUCGGAAGUCAGAGAGCUCAUUAAAAACGGCGGCGAAGGUGUUAAGUCGUUCGUCUUUGCAGGCGUCGAAUUUUGUCUCUGCUUAUCGUCUGAGUUCUCCGGUCGAGCUCCAAUCUUCACAAAAGUUGAUAUCGAAAAUGCCAUUCUUAGAAGACAUGGCAAGUUGGUCCAAAAUCCUGGGCCGAAUACGACUUAUGUUUCGAAUUUAAUUGAAGCAACUAUCCAGGGGAAGGCCCGCGGUAAAGAGGGCGGUUUAUUGGAGUUCGUUACGUCGGAUCGCCUGAAGGAUGAGAUAUUCCCUCGAAUGAUUGAAGAUGGGACCGUUAUGGACAGUGUGAAUUCUAACUACAUGUUUUUUCGUCGACUAUCAGCGAACGAGUAUACGAAUUUCUUGAAAGACAGUGGUUUCUCCUGUGUAAGGCUACCCCUAUGUAGCACAAGUUUUGUCUUCUUUGGCUCUCAACUGUUCUCUCCUCAACUGGAACUUCUAAUAACCGACCUUCGAUCUCUGCAAGCUACCGUAAAUGGAUCAUUUUGGGAUGCCUCAUGUCUAAAUCUCAAGAAAACGGGCAUUGUUACUCACCUAAUUAUCGAUACUACUGAAAGUGCCUCGAACGCCAACGUUCAAGAAUUCCUUAAAGCAGUGUGUGAAUCAACUGGACAAUUAACAACUCCCGUUGUUGCGACCAUUGACUGGUUAAUUGGCUACGUUACUCGCAUGGUCCGAAAUGUAAUGCAGCAUGAUGAUACGUUGGGUUGGAUAUGGACCAAGUUUGAACUUCUCUUCCCAGUUGUCAAGUUCAACUUCGAAAUGUCAAAAUUGUGUUUCGGAAACCAAUUAAUUCCGCGUGCUUUCGUGCUUACCUGCCAAAAGGCCCAUGGGAUUUACACACAAGAAGACCCAACUUGGCAAUUCGAUAAAUAUCAACACUGGGCCUCUUUCGAGUUCCAACACCUCAUCGGAUCUUUUGUACCCGUCUCUAAGUAUUCCGGUCACUAUGUUGUAGAAGAGCCACCACAAGGAGCCGAUGUAUUCCACGUUUUUAAUCUUGGACGGGGAAAAAUAACUUAUAAACAAGACCAACCAGGUCUGGUCUCAUUAGAACCUGAACAGGUACAACUUCGUGGAAGCGAUAUAUCUGUGCUCCGGACAUUCCCGAAAUGGGAAAUGGCGAUCAGUGUAGAAAAAGAUUUUCUUUUAGCCUAUGGACCCUGGGCGGAUCGCCAGCGGGAAAUGCUAUGGAAAUUCUUUUUCCCGGCCUCCUAUCGUUCAGCCGAGGUGACCCCACCAGCUACCGUUGGGCAACUUCGUGCAGCUCAAAAGUUCACCCUCGAUGUCAGCAGCUCAACUACAGUUCAGCUCGACUUUUGGUUCACCCGCCGCAAAAACUGCUCAAGUAAAUUUUCCAUUCAUGGCGGACCAGAUUCGACAUUUAAACUAUCACUACCCUGGGUCACAGGCGAAGAUGGCUCCACGACUAAAUUGGCUCUGAGUCUAACUAAAGGUGGUGUUGUAACUGAUUGCCUAUGGCAUGACCUUCUCGCGUCUUCUCAGCUUGAUGUUAUUUUGCGAAUCCACUACCCACGGGUCUGGAAUUCUUUGCAGACUUGGACUUUUGAUCUCGAUGGCAAAGAAGCUAUAUUUUGCAUGCUCUUUACUCAAAAAGCAUACUUCAAGGCGUUUGUGUCUUUUCGUAUGAACCGGUUCAACUUCGACUUUGAACUGCCAUUUGUUGACUUUCUUCCUACGUCCGUGCCAAUCAAAUUUGACAUUAAAGCUUCGUCUGCGUCCUUGUGCCUUUCGCUUCCUGAAACCAGUACACUUCUCUAUAUGCUGAAGGAAUUGCACGAAAAUCUCAAACUGGCCGAUCGUAAUUGCAAGCCGUUAAAAAGUAAUCCCUUCCAAAUUAUCGAGGAGACUCUUCCGAACCCCAGCGGUGAUGCCGAAUGCACACAUCACAAGCGAUAUUGGCUGCAGUGUUGGAGGGCACGCAUUGCCCAUAUAAAGAUUGGCUACACCUACCAUCCAAUCCCGUGGGUUUCCGAGUUCUGGCAAUUUCUGCCUGUAGAUUGGAGCAAGGCCCAAUCAUCUCAUGGUCCUUUGAACAUUGACAAAGUUAUCGCGCCACGAGAUCCUGAAGAGUCUGCUCUUGGUAACCUCCGGCCUGAAGGAUCAAGGGCCCAUGGGCCAACCGAAUCGGAACUUAUCCGAGCUAAUUUCGACCCUUCUUAUUUGCCAGCCGAUCGUGUGGACGUUCACGUCGCCAUUCCGAGUUCCCAACUCCUGUUUUAUGGUGCUCUCGUACGCCACAUUCUCCACGUGAAAGAAGCAUACUUUGGUUGCUACCAGACUCCCAUCACAACAGAGAACUUAAAAGACUAUGGCCUCACUGAAAAAGGUGAUGGUUGCGCCGUACCUUCUUCUGUUAGGAACCAACUGGGAGAACCAAACGCCGUGGUGGAUCCCCGGGAAUACCGACCCCUCGGAGUGAGAGUCUCAAUUGCUAUCCACAGCCUGCAAGCCCAUCUGCCCAUGCACACUAGCUCUGAAAUACCUCUGUGUCCGACAGCGUUUCUCGAUUGCAUAGGCUUCGAGAUGGACAAGGGUUUUUAUGAAACCAAAUUACAGCUACUCUUUUCCCCAGUUCUUCUCUGUGUUUUUGACAAGUGCAACGCCUAUCGCCCACCCAACGCCUCAAACCUCUGCACAGGUCGGGCUCAACUCACUGGAUUUGAGUUACGAGGACAUGCCAUGUUCAGUAAUAGAGGUUUGCCACUCAAAGCCGAAACUGUCGAAUAUGCUUGGUUGUUCGAGAUCACAUGUGGCACCCUCUCUGGCCAAAUCACCGCACCUCAGCUCUCCUCUCUUGUGCACUGUGUCUCUAGUUUGAUCUUUUCAGCUAUUGACAUGGAGAAUGCUAUUCUCUCUCGUCGAUCGGAUGAACUAUGUCAGCAUGCUCUACUUCCCAUGGAGUGUCCUUUUUGGUUAAACAAGUCGCCUGGUGCUGAGUUAUGUCCGACGGAACUUGAACUUAAAUAUCGUCUCCUUCGAUUUAACCUUGACGGCGUGGAAUUGGCCGUUGUGGAGGCGGGCACGUGCCUUAUGGUCAUGCUGGAUGCGGUUCGUGUUGCCCGUUGUAACAUGCACGACGUUCACUCUCGUGAUGGUAUCUCUGUCUUCUUGCCUCGGGUCCAGUUCCUGCAACUUAUAAAACCCAUCGAAAAAGCCCCUACGAGGCCGCUGACAAAAGAGGGUAUUUCCUGGGGCCCUUUCUCCCAGGCAACUUCGUCUUCCCAACCUUGGCUCGAAGCCGGAUCGGUUGGCUUCGGCCCCGUCCAUAUCCACUCGGGCAUCUCGGGUCUCAAUCACGCGUAUCGUGAACCUCAGUUGGCAUUCCUUCGUCAUCAUGACGCGACAACCCAUCGUUUAUGGUUCUUUUGGCUCUCUGACGAUGCUGUUGCUCCGGCCAUUGCGGCUGUCCGAUGCGGCUGCUAUGGCAAUUGUGCCUUUUUCGGACCAAAUGCUUCUGGGAAGAUGCUUUUGGACGAGGUAGUGACCGGGAUCUUUUCGAGACGGGCCGUCUUCGUAUCCAACUUAAAGCAAAAUACGCCUACUUCUCCUGUUGCAACAAAUGCAACAGUCAACCCAUCAUCAAUCUCUCCAGGAGCUGACCUAACCUCCGAGCGCAACCUGGGUGUGAACUUUGGUGAAAGUCUUCUUGAACCAGACCAGCUGCUCUUCCAGUUGCACAAUCACAACAUCUGUUCUGAUACAUCGAAUGGCUUUGCAUUGAUGCGCAUGGAGGCUGUGAUGGCUGAUGAGUCGGUGAAGUUUGAAACAACACCCACCUCACGAACCUGCAGUUUUUGUUCUUCGGACGAAGAGGCAGACAGUUUUAGUGAUGGUGACAGCUAUGAGUCUGAAUCCUCAACUAUCGGAGUCUCAAUCGUAAGCGGUGAAGGUGGACAAAACUUCGAUUUGAGAGGAAGGCUGCGACGACACUCGUCUCCGAGGCAGGCUGAAAGUCAUGCUAAUCAGGAGCCAGUGUCUGUUGCGUACUUCGAGAAGUCGUUGGUUGCCAACGAAGAAGUUGGGGGCACGGGCGUUGUGGAUCCGCAGUUUCUAGAUGAUAAUCUUUCCAUAACGAGUCUCCUUGAUGAUUUAACAAUCGGACCACCACCAUCUCCUCCACCACCACCUCCUCCUCCAAGGCAAGCGGUCUCUGGGACAAGUGCAACUCGCGCUUCUACGAAUUCUGUCCCUCUUUUUACUGAAGCUAAAGUGGCUCACUCUAACUACCGAAGAGGUAGUACGAACUCCUUUCAUUCUGACCGUGGACUUUCACAUACUGGCGAUGAUUCAACGCUCUCUGGGGACGAGUUUACAGCUAAAUUUGUUGACCUCCAAGGCCAACUGAAUCGUCCAAUCACAGAGAGCAGCCUAUUGAGAACAGCCUACGAGCGCCACUUGAAUCGAUAUAUCAAUAAUGUGGAUAUAUGUCCCCCUCUCCGAUUAAAACGUCGGUGGCGGGUCUGUCGACGUUUUCGGAAUCGUCUACAAGAUGCAACAAAUGCGGGUGAUGGUGUUAAUGAAGGAAAGGAAAGUGUUAGUGCGACGCCCAAAUGCAAUUGCCGCAUAGGUAUUGCAAAGGCUCCAGAGUUUCUUUGCUCAGCCACGGGUUUCUCCUUCCGCUCAAUGAUUGACGCAACAUCAGGCGCGAUGAUUGCAGAAAAUCCUGCAACCUGCAAUGCCCUAAUAUCAGAUACUAAUUGCAUUCCUUCGUCAUUCCGUAUUUCGGACCUUCGACCACUACUUUAUCCUCACUGCUGUAAUGCGAGACUGUGCGAAUCUUCGACAGCAUCGGUCUCGCGCUCCUCCACUACUGUUUCUGUUAUUGGCCCAGUAGAUAUAUUCCUCACACCGCUCUGCGCGGAAUGCAUCGACAGGUACAUCACAAUCAUGGCUGCGGUCUUAGCUAAUUCUCCACCGGGUUCCGUUAUCGACGAAUUGCAUUUCAAGUGUUUACUGUCUGCCGGUCGCCAAGGUAAAGUGCUCUUCGAAGAACAGCUAAAGCAACGCCAACCCCGGAGCGUAAAUGUCAGUAGGCCUCAGCAACCGCGGCCGCCUCAGUCUUCUACCAAGCGUCCAACGAGCCGCUCUAUAUUUUUCGAUCAAUUUUCUGAGAACGCUGUGAAAUUCCAUAAACUUAGUUUGGAUGAUGGAACCACUGUGAUGGAAACUCCAGAUGAAACAGAUGCUCAAUGCAAACGUUCUGGUGGUGCGGAUAGCCCAUCGAUAGCAUGCGGAACAAAGCAGCCACCGCCGGCGUCAACCACGGCCCGUUAUCACCUGGCCGAAGAAAACAACCUCGUGGGCCUUCUUUCGUUGGGUCGUGUGAACAUCGGCUUCAUGCAGAUCUAUGCCAUUGAGGAUGUUGUUACAGUUGAUAGUCUGUCUCUGGGCCUUCGCGAUCUUACUUGUGUAUCAUUAUUAACACUUGCUGUCGAUACUGUUAAGGUUGAGGUACUCAAUAACAAAAGAAUUCUGCACUAUGGUGUUGACCACGGUGAACUUACACCAACACCGCUGAACUGCGCCACUGACGUAAUCGCUCGACCUCCUCGAGGAGAGCGAGCAUUGAGUGAAUUUAAUGAGGAACGCAAUGAUGAGGAUGCAUCUACGGCUGCUUCUCCUCUCCUCUCCUCUCCCAUUCGUUGUGACAAAGCUUGGAGUUCAGUGGCACAGGGUUUGGCCUCAGUUCCGUGUAGCUUGGGGCAACUCCCUCUUGGCAACGUUGGUGCUACGGCGUCAUCGCCGGUAACUCCCACACCCACACCUGCAAAGGUGGUCAGUGCCACCGAGGUCCGCCACACAGAGCGCCUUGUCUGCAAUUUUUCCAUCUCCCGCAUUCAUUCGCAACUGCGUCGUCUCACACGCGAGUCUUCAUUUACUCCUGAGGUUCUCCUCACAGCGAUUCCCUUCUCUGCUUCCCGUGUCUUUUUCGCCUUUGACUCGGACCAGCAGUGUCGUGUCUCUGCACGAAAAUCUCCUCCCAUUGGCGAACUUUACACCGGAGUCCAUGGGCAAUUCCCUGCCGCUUCCAUCUCCCCGCCCCCGCUGUCGCCUCAUUUGGGUACCGCGGAACCCGAGCUUCCUGGGCACUCGGCUGGUUGGAUAAUGUUCGAGUCCGGCAUGGAAGAGCUGACUCUGCUGUUUGUUCAAAGAAAGGGGUACGGUGAUUCGUUGGAAGAUAAAUCUGACCAGAAGACUGUGAAAAAACAGUCAACAAGGGUUAGUGCAAAUCCUUCAUUUGAAUGGGACGUAGAAGCUGGGGAGGAAAGUGCUGAUAAUAACAUGGAAUCGGGAAACAAUUCUGCAAAAGAGCCUAGUGCAAAAGCCAACGGGGAAAAGGACAGUGCUGAGGAAAUGAAGAAUGCUUUUUUGCUGGACCUGCACGUCAAGACUGUGUGGCUCAACUUCCCGGCUCCCAAACAUCUGCCGAAUAAACGUCGCGUGGAAAUUAUCCGCUCUGAUUGGAACUUCUUGAGCACUGUGACGCCAACAGUAAACGCUUGGAUCGGACCAUGCAAUCGACUUGUGUACAACUCAAAGCAUCUAGUUUUCCUUGCGGAUCGGCGAAUUCUUUCUGUUCUUGCUUGUCUCAUGAUGGAGACGGUAAAUGGUGAAGUUCCCCUUCCCGAUUUCCGGAAGCAACUCCGUUUCAGUUCACUUGAAGAUGAGGCCUUCAGUGCCUAUUCAACUUGGCGCACACCGGACGCGCGUCGUCUGCGUUAUGACCCUUCUUGUCAGAUAUUCACCGCCCUUCGGCGUCAUCUGCAAGCCUUACGGAAGCAAUACGGCGAGGCUUACCUAACAUCUUGUCUGGAUGAGUGGCUUCGUGAGUCUGUUCUCCCUGAAAAGAUGAUGCUUCUGCGUGGUCUCUUCCUGAUACUCCGCGAAUGGCGUGUCGCCGUUGAUGUCAUGAUGCUGCCAGUAACAGUACCAGUGUCAAAUCGCAACCAGGCUGUUUUCCUUAGUAAGAAUAGAGAAGGCAUCGUUGACAAUGAAAAAGUGGUUUUUUCCCCUGACAUGGAGGAGCGACGACCCUCAGGACUGACGUUGCGUAUGUUCGAACUCAUGACACGGAAUGCGGAGUGGAAUACUCGAAAAGUCAGUCCUCUAGGAGAUCAUCAGACCUUGGAGGUUACCGAUUUCGUGGAUGAUGUAGACGAGGUUGAAGAGGAGGGUCACUCCGAUGUUGAAGACGUAAAUUUUGAUGAAACAUUAAUUCAUGACCCAAGAAUUCGUUGCGAGAAUUCUAUCCUUCGUCGCUUCCUUCAGGAUGCUCAGCAUGGAAUUAGGCAGUCGGAAUCCAGUGCAAAUGUUUUAGACGCGAACGAUUCCUCUCCAACCCAACUAUCCUCUCGAGUAGUACUAUGUGACCCAUCUCGAUUAGGAACCACCACCGAAAACUUCGUGCGAAACCCGCAGUCUUCUUCUUUGGAUGUUGAGCCGGGAACAUUGUUUUGCGGAGAAACCCAGAAGGUCUCGGAAAGCGAGAAAAGCGAUCACCGCAAAAAUUCACUACAACGCCGUUCUCCUAUCACACCGGAAGACGUGAACCAGGUCAACCAUUUAAAGGGUCAAUUCCGUUUUGUUGAUGACGCACAACGACUCUUUAGACCACUGCUUGAAGCCAUCGGGGUUAAUAUAAAGGGUGUUCGUCGCAGCACGUUGAUGAAGAAGUUUGGAGGUCUUUUUGCAGCUGAAGGAAUGCUUGAUUGUUUUCAAGUUGAGAUCUGCGAUUCAUUGGACAACCCAUUGCAGAAAAUCGACUCACUGCCUUUCAAAUCUUCGGUCGGUGCCAAAAAUGUCAGCACCCGGAGUCUAAAAGCAAGCACCUCGCCUAAGGGCAGCCUCAAUAAUGCAUCGGCUGGGUCUAGAUCAACUUACAACAUUCACAAUCCCUCUGCCCAGCGUGCCUUAAUGUGCCACCGAAUUUCGACCAAAGUCACGCUUCGUGACGUUGUCGGAUUCAGCAAAUCGGACAACUUCAAGUCGCGACUUGGUGAUGUGGAACUGCGCUCAACGACAACCAAAAUCACUGCCGCCCUUCACUUUGACAAUAUUAGCCAACAUUCAAACAUGCCACUUUUUCGGUUGACUCACCAGUUUGUCACAAUGAUUUACUGUGCUCAAGAUGCUCAAAAAUCUGCAGAUAGGCGACGAAACUCCGCCUCUUGCAACCACACUGUAGACGCUAAAGGCUCAAUUGCUGACACCGCUGUAAGUGGCAGCACCCUUAAAUCGCGACCGGAUUAUGUUCGACUCAGUGGUCAGUCGCAGGAUAGUACAACCGACAGUACUGCGUUCCAGCAGUCAUCGAGUGUUGCAGAUGCAAACGUUGCGUUUGUUGGUAGUGCGCCUACCCAAGUGCAUCAAAAAGAGGCAACAUCAAUAGAUGUUCAUUUCGAUUCCUCUCUCAAUUCCUCCCUACGUAAGCUUGUUGAGACGUCAGUUAAUUUUUCGGAAAACAAAGGAGAAGAACAAGGUGAAACGUAUGUUCCAGCCCCCUCGUCUGCAGUCUUUCAACCAAAUGUGGGUGUCGGAGUACAUCAAUCCUCGAUACCUGGAUGCUGGCGCAGGAUGCUGCGUUAUAUUGACCUCUAUUCGACUGUGCCUGAAACGAAGAACAUCACGACGAAGGAAUCAGCACACAAGGAUGAGCCUGCUCAACAGACAGCUGCUGCUACUUCCCGCUUCUCAUUCAUGGGUGGUGUCGGGAGUGGGAGUCAUCACGACACCGUUGACCUCGAGGCGGGUGUUCGACGCCACUCCGUCUUGUCAACAUCCCACGACUCUGUGGCCAAAAGGGAACACCAAGUUGCUUUGACCUCGCCCUGGUUCAAGACUUCCGAGCGAACACCAAUGGUUGUGUUCAUUACGAUGCGGGUUCGUCAGAUGACUGUGUCAGCGGUUCUCUCUGAGGUCAACCUUACUGCAGCCGUGAGAAACAUUCACGGGUCCUUCACCAAGACCGACCGAGUUCGCGGACACAGCCUUUUCAAGGAAACAUCAUCGAACUUUAGUUUAUCAGGCCAUUUCGGUGAUGCAGAUGUUCGACUUGUCGAAGGAAUUGGCAAGUUUGCCCAAGAAGCCGCCUUCAUGAAGACUAGCCGUUCCCACGUUCUGCUUUCCUGUGCUCGAUCCUCACGUCAUAGUGAAAAAAAUGCCUGUAGCAUCGGACUAGGGCGCGUUGAGGUCACGGUGCCCCAUCAUCCUGUGCGUCUUCAUGGAAUGGUCCAAAGACAGGCCAGACAUCUUAGCACUACUGUCUCAGAAUUCCUUCAACUGCCUACGAAUCUUGCUGCCUCAUCAUCUUCAAUUGGUCGGAGGCGAACGUGCACGGACGGGGCUUCCGCAGCGACUCUUGAAUGCACGAACCGCAGAGCUGAGGCUGAAGGUCUUCGCCCCAUUGGAAAAACUGGUAUAAGUGAGCCUCCGACGGUCAUUAGCAUGACCGCAGUUGCCAGAGGUCUCACUGUUAGCGUCUCACUCCAUCCCACCCUCAAUGCGGUGUACACUGUGGACCCGGUGUAUUUUCUCGGGCAGAUCGGGCCGAGAGGCUAUUUGGAUAUCAAUGUUACAAAGCACAUGCUCCGGUUCGAAUCUGUACGUCUACCCGUCAUCUUCCCUCGAGCUGUUUGUCUCCGCUUACCGAAAAUCCUGGCCUUUGUUGCUAGGCGACAGUGUCCUGGUGGACGUUGUGUUCUAGAUUCCACUGCAGAGCCUGUUGUUCCUUGUGGUCUACACUCACGUGAAGGGUUGUACAUCGAUGUACGCGUUUCUGUUGGUGUAUUCGAACAAUGUUUGCCUUCCGAUAUGCUGAAUUAUAUCGUCGUCGUGGUCAAGCUCUUCAUGAAGGAGAUAAAUGAAGUUAUUCGGAAGAUGGCCGGUGAACAACAAACGUGGUCGUCAUCUGCAUCAGCAGCUGCAGCAACUCGUUCACAACCCCGAUCCGUAUAUCAGCAAACACAACACUCACGCCGGUGCUCUGCGUUUGCGACCACAUCAGAUCCAACUUUUGAGGCGCCUUCUGCGUCAUCUAUUCGCUCGUCGAUUUUAACUCGCUUCAGUUUCCGCUUGAAACUGGGUGGAAUUCGUCUGCUUGCAACAACUGCCAAUGGAGCUGUGAAGUUCGAGACCUCGGAAAUGCAUGUGGAACUCUCCAACAGAGUGGAAAGGACACACACGAGUUGGUAUACCGAUUCUUCUUCCUCCUUCUCUGCUCGACCCUACGUUUGUGGCCCCGAUGCCUCAACCCCUACUCCACACAGAAAGAAGUCUGAAUAUUGGCAACCUACCAGGGAUUCCAAUCUGCCCCCUCAAGCACCCUCUGACACACUUUCCGCGACAAAUUCUGAAUCAAUUCUUAUCUACGCCAAGAUCGAUCGCCUGAGCAUCGAAUUGGGUCAUCUCGAUCAGGAUGCUUUUUAUAAAGUCUGGGCACCAGAAUUUCGCACGCUGGCCUUCUUCCGUACGGCCAUUGCUCUGCGCUCCCUCUUAGCCGAAGAAGUGAACUCAGCCACCAACCAACAACUGCAUCGAAAUCCACAUCCUAAAGCGUCCGAGGAGAUUGGCUCACGGUCAGGUCACGCUCAAUCCGUUCCUCCCCGAACCGGAGAUGUUUCUGACUGUGGUGGUGCUGGUAGUCACUCUAGUGCAGCCAGUGGUGCUAGCAGUGUUGUGUUCACGCCGGUCGAUGAAGCUAGUGGCGGGCAGGCUUCUCAUCCUGUCGAACAAGAAGCCUUCCUCGUAUAUCUCCGGCGUCCAAUUAUUUGGGCCAAGCCAUCAGCUUUCGAUAGAGCAAUACUCAUUUGGAUGGUCUACAAUAGUGAAUUCGCCAAAUGGAAUGAGCACAUGCAGCAGUUAGACACAUUGUCUGGAGUUCAUGCCGCCUCUCCAAAAGGCAAUAAACCACGCUCUGCACCACCUCCUCAUUCCACGGCCUCACCGCCCCCUUCAAGUCCCUCCUCCAUGGACAACACAACUCCUGGGCGAUCAGGAAGCCCGCCUAAUCGCGGUCACUCACGCGAACCCACCAUGCAGCCGGUUCUGAAUGUUGAGGACUUGGGCAUCUGUUUGCCCACAAACAUCCUGCAGAUGAGUCCCCAGUCAAUGGAGGUGGAUUCGCGGACCGCACUUGUGCUGACAUUGGAGCAGAGCCGAAUUUCCGCCUGUGUACGUGGUUCCUUGGCUAGUGAAGGCGAGUUUACCGAUUUCUGUCUGCGAUUUGACGACGAUUUUAACGUGGGUUCAGACGAUUGGAAGCCUGAUAGAGGACGCUCAACGAUUACCGUUAAGAAGGAGGACCAUUUAGUUGUAAUGAACUCCUGUGUUGUGCCCAGCGGCACCUUUCGUGUCUGUUGGAGGGCGUUUGAGAGCCUACGCGCAGACGAGCGGGGCCGUUGGUUAGUCAAGAUCCACUACCAGAUGCGCGGCCUCGACGUGCACAUGGACGACAACAUUGGACGUAGAUUGAAGGCGCUCUUCGACAUCCUUACUAUCAUGACAAGUACCGAUGGAGAACAGCAGACUGUCAUUAGCGGAGAGGGAAGUGCGAAUGCUGUUGCCACUUACAAGCAGAACUCCUCCACUUGCGAGGAUGCCACAAAUGCCUUUCCAUGUCGUUGUGACGAUCCAGAGUAUGAAUUGCAGCCAUCAAAUUUGUUGGACGUCGAACUGCAACAUCAGCAGUUCAGUCAGUACAAGCGCUUUAAGUUGAGCAAUUUGCGCAAGAAGACAGCCAUAACAAGUUCAUAUUCUCAAUGCGGUCUCCGGAGAACUGGCUCGCUGGUAUCAGAGGAGAGACAACAUAGGCAAACGAAUAACAUCCUGCCUACUCCAACCCUGUUGGAAGACUGUGGUGAGCUAGUCAGCGCUGCAGGAUCUCCAAACGCUUCCUGUUUAUCAGCCUCCUCACGUGCUGGAUCCAUCUACUUUGAUGCCGACGAUCCAGCCACGGGAAUGUUGGCGGCUGACAAUCAACCCUCGACCCCUAGCCAUCUACUUCGGGGCCUUCCUACUCUUCAAAUCGAUAAGCCUUCUGAAUACAAGACUGAUACCCAUUCUUUGCGAGAUGACUGCCCAUUUGAUGUUGAAAACCCAGCUGAAGAAGCAGCUUUAUCUGUUCUCUAUUCAGAACAGGACGAGUCUCAACGGCCUCCCACUCCACCUCCUAGAACCAACGCUUUUAUUUCAUCUGUCCGCAAGCCCUUACAAGAAUCUCAAAAAACACAGCCACAAACACAGCUGGAGGAACCGUCUCGGAGUAGUUUACUUUUCGAACUGGAUAUCAAUAUCCACGUUGAUUCUGGCAAGUGUGGUCUCCAUCCUAGGUUGCCGAAAGUGGAGGAAGGAUGUGGCAAUGGCUGUGGUAGUCAGACGUGGCCCACGUCCCCAGGUAUAGGCAGCCCUUUGUCACUACAGGAUGAUCCGUUCAAGGCCUACUUAUCUAGAUAUAAGCGACACUUGUCCCAAGAUCCCCUAUUGAAGCCUACGGACAUCUCUGUCUUCUUUCUACCGGCGCUCGAUGUUGGGCUCCACUACAAAUCGCACACCAAAUACGAUCUCUGGAAUCAACAGGUUCACCACGUGUCUUCAGAGGAAGAACGUAAAUUAGAGCAUAAGCUCGAGGACAGGAGUUUCUUCAAUAAUGCUGCAGCGACGAAAAUAGAUGCCACGGCAUCCCUUACUGAACCGGAAGAUAGGCCAAUGCACGACAAAGGUGUCCCACCGGCGGUCCUCCCCCUCGCCUGUACCAACGGAUCUCCAGAUGUGGGUCGCUCGGCCGACCUGUACGCCAGUAUUUCGCUCAUUGUGCACCCUGGCCUGCUGGAUUUCUUGGAACAGGCGUUAGAAAAUCUUCCAGUUGUGAUGGAUUCGGCGUCCGAUGAUGCUCAGUCAACACAACCAAAGUCUUCGGUUCAACUUAAUGACGUUCUAGUGACCAGUACAAGGACAUUUUUGGUGGAUGUGGUCGUUCAUCUCCGAAUGCAGCCAUCUACUAUUCGGUUCCUUUGUCUUCCAUCCUCCCAAAUGCAAUGUCUCAUCACCCUUCCAUCUCUAAAUGCCGUAUUCUCAUCGGAGCGCCUAGCUGAAGGAAGUCUUGAUGGUACUCGAGAGAAGCCAGUUGGUCGCCUUUCACUUCCGGUGGACAUGGCUGAGAAUGUUGCUCUUGGUGACAUUGUCUCUGCCAGUGGUCUUAAUAUGACCAUCAUUCUCAAUGAAUUCCGCAUGUCAGUGUUCCAUCCUUACGGUGGAGGCAUCGGCGGCGGACUCCGAGCAUCCUCAGACGCCGACGGCACUUCUCCCGGUGACUCCCUGACUCUUAAGGUUCGCGACAUCCGUCUCAACAUCAGCCGAACCGUACAAACCAACAUUGUAAAUCACCAGCAGCAGGCACAACAGCCGAGCGAUGGCGCUGCGUCCGAUGUCCGGACUGCUACCGCAACAAUGAAUAGUUAUGUGACUGCCAGUUCUGGAGCCAACACUAUCUCCCUCCAUAACAUUGUCAGAUUUUCAGGCGUUGUUGAUAUUGGCGUGGCAGAAUUUAAGUGCGACACAAGAAGGAGCCUGGAGAUUCUACACAUUCCCAAGGCCUGGUAUAGGAAAAGCCUUGCUAGGGCUCUUUUUAUUGGAAAGGAUUCACGGAUCCCGCAGUCUGCGAAUUCAGCAACAGCUCAGCGAGCGGGCACAACAGAUGAUGAAGAUGAUAACGAGGUAGACGACUGCGACGACGAUGACGACGACUCCGUGAGCCAGGACGAGGGUGAGGUCACUCGCAGCAGUUGCACCCCUCCGCCGGUAUCCGAAGCCACCAAUACCCUUGCCUCCUGGUUGCAAAAAGGUCCACGGCUCCGGUCCAAAAUUCGAAUUGGCGCCGGGACAGCUGGGGCUCCAAUUAAACCCACCAUCUCAACUUCUGCGAGCAUGGUGAAUCGUCGGAGUGCAACAACACCACGUGAGGGUCUGAACGACUCGCUGACUGAUCGAUUCGUCUCCAACACAACAACCCUGACUCCUCUGGUUGGUCCUGACGAUAACGGGGCCGGAGGAGGCCCCUCUUCGACAAGCCGCCUUAGCAGCGUGAGGGUCGUUUCGUGGCAAGCUCUUCCGAUUUUCUACGCCAAGAUCGGCCACCUUGAUGUCAGGACGUAUAUGGGAAGCGCAAUGGGUCUCACAAAACUCGACGUUCGGAACAUUUUCUGCGAUGGUCGUCUUUAUCAGGACUCCUCAAAGCGUCGUCAGGGUUCUCUAGGUGCUGGCAUUAAUCUCUGCCACUUUACCAGCGAGAAGGGGGUUGUUGGGGGAGAAUUUACUCUGCUUGAUUUGGAUUCGCGGAUAAACUUUAAAGAAGACCCACAAUGCGACCCUCAACACAGCGCCGAACUUCUCUUGCGCGGUUUCCAGCUGAGCAUUGAGUACAUGAACACGAAUCUCGUUUUCCUCCGACUAAAUCAAGCGGAGAUGUACUUGAACGACGAGUGGCGUCUGCGAGAGGCAGAUCAUCUUUCUGUGGGGAAAACCGGUGUUGAGAAAGCAAAAGAUAUUGCAAUUUCUGCUCCGCGGAAAAUUUCUGCUUCCUCGCCGUUAGUUGAUGCCGAAGACGAGGCGACAACCCCUCAGCGCUCAGCUGCCAUCGGUGCCCCGCCCGUAUACGUCAUGAUCUCUGGCGAGAUCAACUGGGAUCAGUUACAGGUAGCAAUAGCCCGGACAACGACUGUUGAUUUAGUCCGCUCAGCUCGUAAAGUGCGUGAGUACUUUGAAGAACAACUUCGGGAAGGUCGUAACAGUUGGAUUGGCCAAGGUGACUACCUCUUACGACCGGACAGUUCCACUGUAUGCGUCGCCGGUAACGUCGGGGCUACCCCAGUGGAUAGUCUAUCCCUCCCAACGGAGAGUGGGGAGACUCUUGAGGGUCUUGAGCCAGCCACCGCAACGGCAGCCCUCGGUUUCUCCUGCACUGAGGAAAAUGUGGACACAUUACUUCAGCGCCACUGGCAGCGUCCGAUGUUGGAGGCCAUUCAAGCCUGUCUCGUUCACAUUGGAACGCAAGCUCCACAGGUGCGACGGAAUAUUCUCGAAUCAACCGCCCCAGCUGACGAGAACUCGGUCCCUCCUGUACUGGGAGGUUCUCUACAACUGGCCGGUAACACUCUGGCUUUGGCGUGUUUUGCAGGAACUUUUAGGUCUGCUCCGGAUUGGGCCGUCUUUGAUAUGCAACAGCCUACUAUUUGUUUUGAGACCGAAGCGCAGAGAGAACCGCGCACUCGACCCUCGGGAGCAACCGACCUCUUGACGCACAAGAAGUCGGUUGCCUUCGUCUCCGAGGCAUCGGAUGAAAUGCCCGAGAGCAUUGACGCAGUUGGUGGGUGGCUCAACGUCCGUCAGGUGCUCAGUUUCGAUCUCGGCCACCAGCUGCAGUACCGCCCUCAGACUGCCUACGUGCUCCGCGUGAGACGCGGGCGUGAACAGAAUCCGGUCAAGUUACCGACCACACCCACCAUUUCUGAAUGGUUGGAAUUCAUGUUUAAGGCGGUAGAUAAUACAGUUCUCAGCCAUGUUCGCGGAGCAAACCCGCACUAUAUCUCGGACAUGGUCAAAUUGACCGACUUCUCUGUUGACUUCGGUGCCUGCCUUUCGUCUACAAUGGAGACACCUAACGGCCCUAUCGGUGCCCCCACGUCACACAUUUUGCCAGAGCGUUCCAGCACUCUGAUUCCUAUUGUGACUGUGAACCGUCCGAAUCCUUUGAAACCACCCACUGAGGCGGAGAUUCUUUUCGUCCUGCCCUCUGUCUCAAUGCGUCUGACUAGCGAUCAGCGUCAGACCAUGGCCCAUCCUAAGAUCUCCGAGCUCUUCAUUUUCGCUCAAGACCUUCAGCAGGAAAAAGCCGCUGCGGCAGCAGAAGCAGCCAAGCAAUCAAAGACAAAGGGAACCUACUUCGGCACCAAUUUUCCCGAGCCAUCUCUUUCAGUUGAUGUAGGGGAGAAUGAAACACGGGGAAGGGAGGACGAUGGCUCCUCUGCUAAAGUGCACCUCAGUUUUCAGACCGAUUUGCAUGGAGUGAUCCAGCUGGGACUGCUCGAUGUCCCCUGGCUUCCACUCCUCAUAAGGUCCUACAUAAACGAACAGAUGCACGACAUAGAAAACAUGGCCGUUCCCGACCCGACUUACGCCGUGACCCCUCGAACCCUUGAAUUGGCGAAAGAAGGCCUUUUACCGGGCAGUUGCGCGGCCGCCAGCACAGCGAGUACUGCUUCGCCUAUCGUGCAAGACCUUAGAAGCUACGACGUGAUACACUGGAACCUUUCCCCUGAAUGUCGUUGGCUUUUGGCUUCCAACAUUGCCGUACCAGCUUUCGAUAUGCUCCUAGAAAAGGUCGGCUUUCAAAGAGCACGAACCACUAUACCAAAGUGGCUUCAGCGUGGCGUCCUUGAUCACCUUGAUUCAGCAGUGGCGUGUCUCGUGCUUGCGUCAUUGCGUCUCACUGAUGAACAGCGACACGAACGAGAGAGGAAGAAAAAGAUGGAUAGGAAGUUGCAAGAACGCCGUUCCCUGGACUAUUACUACUGA
Molecule: messenger RNA, 17490 nt
Organism: Mesocestoides corti
Lineage: Eukaryota; Metazoa; Platyhelminthes; Cestoda; Cyclophyllidea; Mesocestoididae
Source: the annotation of a GenBank genome assembly